UUACAAGUUGAAUUAUCGGUUCAAACUAGAAAAUAAAAACAGGUCUCCCAAGGCCCAACCUCCGCUUCGGUUUAUCUUCUUCUUCCCCCGCAAUUCUGAAUCUCGCAUCAUUUGCAAUCUGCGACUCACGCGACGCGCUCCUCGUCCGCUCAUCGUCGUCGUCGUCGUCGUCGUCGUCGAGGGAGAGGAGGAGGAGGAGGAGGAGGAGGAGAAAGAGGGGAGAGAGGCGACGCGUCGAUCGACAUGGGGGGCCUCACCUGGGAAGGAGACGCCUCCUCCGCGGAUGAGCGCAAGAACCUCCUCGUCCUCCCCGUGGAGGACGACGCCCCCGAUGGCCCCCUCUUCUCCUCGUCGUCCUCCUCCGCCGCCGCCGCUCCGCCUCCAGAGGACCUCUUCCGGAUCGGGUACGCCGUGUUCUUCACCCUUGGCGCGGGGUUCCUGCUCCCGUGGAACGCCUUCAUCACCGCCGUGGACUACUUCAGCUACCUCUACCCGGGCGUCCCCGUGGACCGGGUCUUCUCCGUCUCCUACAUGCUCUCCUGCCUCGUCCCCCUCCUCUUCAUCGUCGGGUGGGCGCACAAGUCCAGCGCCCCGCUCCGCAUCAACUCGGGCCUCGCCCUCUUCACCCUCGCCCUCUUCAUCGUCCCCAUCAUGGACGCCCUCUACGUCAAGGGGGUGAGGGGCCUCUACCCCGCCUACGACGUCACCGUCGCCGCCACCGCCCUCUGCGGCGUCGCCGACGCCCUCGUCCAGGGCGGGGUCAUCGGCUCCGCAGGCGAGCUCCCCGAGCGCUACAUGCAGGCUGUGGUCGCCGGCACCGCCUUUUCUGGAGUCCUUGUCUCAAUAAUGAGAGUCUUUACCAAAGCUAUCUACCCACAAGAUGCCCACGGUCUAAGAAAGAGCGCCAUCCUCUAUUUCGUCGUCAGCAUUGUAGUGAUGGCCAUUUGUCUCGUCUGUUACAACAUAGCAGACCACCUCCCCGUCGUCCAACACUACAAGAACAUCAAACUGCGGGUUCUCAAAGAAGAGAGCAACGAGAAAAGCUCAAUGACUGGGUCUGCUUGGCGAUCAACCUUGUGGAGCAUUGUCGGAAGAAUAAAAUGGCACGGGUUUGGUAUAUUCCUCAUCUACGUUGUUACCCUCUCUAUAUUUCCGGGAUAUAUAACAGAGGACGUGCAUUCUGAAGCCCUUAAAGAUUGGUAUCCAAUUAUUCUCAUUGCGGGAUAUAAUAUCUUCGAUCUGGUUGGGAAAUCACUGCCGGCCCUCUAUUUGCUUGAGAAUGCGGAUAUUGCGGUUGCUGGGUGUGUUGUGAGGCUGCUGUUUUAUCCCCUCUUCUUGGGUUGUUUGCAUGGACCCAAAUUCUUCAGGACUGAAAUUCCGGUCACGGUAUUGACAUGCCUUCUCGGAUUAACAAAUGGUUAUCUCACUUCUGUGUUGAUGAUUCUUGCACCCAAAACUGUGCCCAUACAGCAUUCAGAGACUGCAGCGAUUGUGAUAGUUCUAUUCCUAGUUAUUGGGUUGUCAGUUGGCUCUGUUGUGUCUUGGUUUUGGGUCAUUUGAUAGAAGUUUUAUGUCAAAUCUGCUUCUUGAUUGAUGUUUAAGUUGUGCUAUACUGGGUGGCUGUUGGUUGGUUUGUAUCUGAUACAUAGCUUUACUAGAUGUUUCACUGUGUCGAAUUGUUUAUAUCACCGUUUAAGUUUACCUCAUUCUUCUCUCGAAAGCUGCAGAACUACAAUCAUGUGUAGCCCGUUGACAAACAUUAUGUAACCUUCUGUUCAGUGCUCGUCAAUAAAAGAAUAAUUUAGAAUAUCA
Messenger RNA from Ananas comosus (pineapple), 1812 nucleotides. Its product is annotated as equilibrative nucleotide transporter 1-like. The coding region runs from base 244 to 1560 and encodes 438 amino acids. NCBI's taxonomy places the organism in Eukaryota, Viridiplantae, Streptophyta, Magnoliopsida, Poales, Bromeliaceae. Gene Ontology annotation, biological process: nucleoside transmembrane transport. Gene Ontology annotation, cellular component: plasma membrane. The record is from RefSeq and is a predicted model, not a curated record. Gene Ontology annotation, molecular function: nucleoside transmembrane transporter activity. The transcript has 2 exons.